This is a messenger RNA of Orycteropus afer afer, 2316 nucleotides long. It is a transcript of the gene CDH19, whose product is annotated as cadherin 19. Lineage: Eukaryota; Metazoa; Chordata; Mammalia; Tubulidentata; Orycteropodidae. The coding region runs from base 1 to 2316 and encodes 771 amino acids. Gene Ontology annotation, molecular function: cadherin binding; calcium ion binding. Gene Ontology annotation, cellular component: plasma membrane; adherens junction; catenin complex. Gene Ontology annotation, biological process: homophilic cell-cell adhesion; adherens junction organization; cell-cell junction assembly. The record is from RefSeq and is a predicted model, not a curated record. The transcript has 11 exons.
AUGAAUUGUUGCUUAUUGAUACCUUUUAUGGUUGGAAUUCUUCUCCUACGGCCCUGCCUUACAGCCACCGAUAACUCAGAAACACAGGAAGUUAAGCAGCCAAUGGAAUCUUAUCGGAGAGCUAAGCGUGGCUGGGUGUGGAACCAGUUUUUUGUACCAGAGGAAAUGAAUACCACUAGACAUCACAUUGGCCAGCUAAGAUCUGAUUUAGACAAUGGAAACAACUCUUUUCAGUACAAGCUCUUGGGAGAUGGAGCUGGGAUUAUUUUUGACAUUGACAACAAAACAGGUGACAUAUAUGCUGAAAAGAAGCUUGAUCGAGAAGAACAGUCGCUCUACAUUCUGAGGGCACAGGUGAUAGACCCCACGACCGGAAGGGCUGUGGAGCCUGAGUCUGAAUUUGUCAUCAGAGUUUCGGAUAUCAAUGACAAUGAACCCAAAUUCCUAGAUGAACCUUAUGAGGCCAUCGUUCCAGAGAUGUCUCCAGAAGGAACAUUAGUCAUCCAGGUGACAGCCACUGAUGCUGAUGAUCCUUCCAGUGGCAACAAUGCUCGGCUCCUGUACAGCCUCCUACUGGGGCAGCCAUAUUUCUCCAUUGAACCAACAACAGGAGUCAUAAGAAUAUCUUCUGAAAUGGAUAGAGAGCUUCAGGAAGAAUACCGGGUAAUUAUUCAAGCCAAGGACAUGAUUGGGCAGCCUGGAGGACUUACCGGAACAACAAGCGUAUUGAUUAAACUUUCUGAUAUUAAUGACAAUAAGCCUAUAUUUAAAGAAAAUCUCUACCGCCUGUAUGUCUCUGAAUCUGCCCCCAUUGGGACUUCUAUAGGAACAAUCAUGGCAUAUGAUUAUGACAUAGGUGAGAAUGCAGAAAUGGAUUACAGCAUAGAAGAUGAUUCACAACCAUUUGACAUCAUCACUAAUAAUGAGACCCAAGAAGGAAUAGUUGUAUUAAAAAAGACAGUGGAUUUUGAGCAGCAGAAUCACUAUCGUAUCAGAGCAAAAGUUAAAAACCGCCAUGUUGAUGAACAGCUCCUGAAAUAUCACACUGAGGCUUCCACCACAUUCAUCAGGAUUCAGGUGGAAGACGCUGAUGAACCUCCUGUUUUCCUCCUCCCAUAUUAUGUAUUUGAAAUUUUUGAAGGAAACCUAUAUGGAUCCGUUGUAGGCAUGGUAUCUGCCAAAGAUCCAGAUCACAGGAAUUCUCCCAUCAGGUAUUCUAUUACCAGAAGCAAAAUGUUCAGUAUUGAUAACAAUGGCACAAUUAGCACAACUAACCCUCUAGACCGGGAGAUUAGCGCUUGGUACAACAUAAGUAUCAUGGCCACAGAAAAAUACAACGAACAACAAAUUUUUGAAGUCCCUGUGUAUGUUCAGGUUCUUAAUGUCAACGACCACGCUCCUGAGUUUUCUCAGUACUACGAGACGUCCGUUUGUGAAAAUGCAGACCACGGUCAGGUCAUUCAGACCAUCAGUGCAGUGGAUAGAGAUGAAUCCAUUGAAGAGCACCAUUUUUACUUUAAUAUAUCUGAAGAAGACAAAAUGAACUCAAGUUUUACACUCAUAGAUAAUCAAGACAACACAGCCAUCAUUUUGACUAGUAGAAGCGGUUUCAGCCUUCAAGAAGAUCCUGUCUUCUACCUGUCCAUUUUAAUUGCUGACAACGGAAUCCCAUCACUGACCAGCACCAACACCCUCACCAUAUACGUCUGCGACUGUGAUGACAAUGGCAAUGUACGGACCUGCAGUAACAAGAAACAUCAGCUUUCCACGGCAUUCAGGGCAGAAGUCAUAAUUGCUAUUCUAAUCUGCAUUAUGAUAAUAUUCGGGUUUAUUUUUUUGAUCCUGGGUCUAAAGCAGAGAAGAAAACAGGUUCUGUUUCCUGAGAAAGGCGAGGACUUCAGAGAGAACAUAUUCAGGUACGAUGACGAAGGGGGAGGAGAGGAGGACACGCAGGCCUUUGACGUGGCCGAGCUGAGAAGCAGCAGCCUCCGCAGGGACCGCCAGGCCCGGAAGCACGCCCCCUCGGGGAUCCCCAGUCUGUACCGGCAGUCCCUGCAGGUGGGCCCAGACAGCGCCAUCUUCCGGAAGUUCAUUCUGGAGAAGCUCGAGGAGGCCAACGCCGACCCCUGUGCGCCCCCUUUUGACUCCCUGCAGACCUAUGCCUUUGAGGGAACAGGGUCGUCAGCCGCUUCGCUGAGCUCCUUGGAAUCAGACGUCUCUGAUCAGGAUGAACACUACGAUUACCUGAAUGACUUGGGACCUCGCUUUCAAAGACUGGCUUGCAUGUUUGGCUCUGCAAUGCAGUCGAAUCAUUAA